This is a messenger RNA of Meriones unguiculatus (Mongolian gerbil), 11114 nucleotides long. It is a transcript of the gene Ppp1r12b, whose product is annotated as protein phosphatase 1 regulatory subunit 12B. Lineage: Eukaryota; Metazoa; Chordata; Mammalia; Rodentia; Muridae. Gene Ontology annotation, molecular function: protein kinase binding; phosphatase regulator activity; enzyme inhibitor activity. Gene Ontology annotation, cellular component: Z disc; A band; cytoplasm. The record is from RefSeq and is a predicted model, not a curated record. Bases 4077 to 4637 code for a protein of 186 amino acids. Gene Ontology annotation, biological process: signal transduction. The transcript has 7 exons.
CCUAUCUCUUUCGGCUGGGUCUUCCCACAUCACUUAUAAUCAAGACAGUUUCCCACAGACAUGCCCACAGGCCAACCUGAGGCAGGCUCAUUGAGACUGUCUUCAUAAGUGAUUCCCGACUGUGUCAAGUUAAUGAUUAAAGCUCACCAUCACAGUGGGAGCAUAGUCACUGAUGGGGACAUCACCAGCAAAGCAGUUUACCAAGCAUCGCUUUUAAACCAUGGCAUUUCAUUUUCUUGAUUUGAAUAAUAAGAAAGAACAAGAAAACGCCUGAUUCAUUAAUUUUUUUCCUGUAAGUUUUGGGAAUGUUGACUCAAUGGGGUUUCUGAUCGGGAUCCCUCUUUAAGUAAGGGUCUUCAUUCAUGGUUCAUAUAUUUGGUGGAUGUCAGCUCAAAUACAAACUCUCUAUUGGCUUGUUCCUGUAGUUAGAGAACUGACUACCUUACCUUAGACUCUUAAUUCAUUUAUAGCCACCAACCCUUUCCCUUUAUUUUUUGUGGGAAUAAAGCAGUUGAGCCCAUCAUUGUGUCCUGCCUCUCGGACAUAAGUUAUUUUUUAAACAAAUGUCUUCUGCAAAGCUUAGGUCAUGGAAAUCUGUCCCAGGGAUUUUUUAAAACCAGUUUACUGAUUCAAUCUGAGAAAGAAAAGCUUUUGUUAUCAGCUGAAGAUUUCCUGCCUGGGGAAGCAAAGAGGAGAGCAGUUCUUAAUCUCAGAUGUCCCUAUAUCCUGAUUGUCUUUCCAGGGGCUAAAGUGUGAGUGGUGGUAGGUACCAAGAAUGUCCUUGGCCAUUGAAAUUUAAGGUGGGCCAGUAUAGAGACAAAGAUAGCUUGUUUGACUCCCUGAAUCUUUGUAGUAUCAUAUCCAUAGAAACUGUAUUACAAAGGUGCAUGACUUGAAAACUAGAUUCUCCAUAUAACUGCAGAUAAGAACCCCUCCUUUUAGUUAUUUUUACUUGAUAUGAAAGAUGCUUUCAUUUUCAUGGAGGAAUUAAUUUUUUUAUCUGAAAGGAACAAUACAUAUUUUGGCAAAUUGAAAAUAUUUAUACACAAAGAAGCAAGGAACAAAGAGUUUAGAUUAAACUUUUUGGAGAAGUUCACUCUGGACCAGAUCUAGUGUGUUCUUAUGAGUGUCUCAGAUUCUCCAAAUCAUCUUGCAGGCCUUGGUUUCCUUGAUGGCCUUGAUUGGUAGGUAGGCCUUUUCACAUCACUUUUAUUCACCUGAAUCAGCAAGAGCUUAUCCUCGACGGUGGUGUUCUGCUCACUUCUUGCUGACUGCAUAACUUUAGCCCAGUCAUUUAACCUUUUAGAGCUUGAGUUUCCUCAUCUAUUAGACAAUAACAUAACAAUGUGCUUUUCAACAUGGCUGAUGGGAGACGAUGACAUAGGAUAUAUGAAAAUACUUUAAAUUAUAUAAAAGAAUUUGUCGUUGUUAGAACUUCCUUAAACAGAUAUGUGAUGUAAGUUAGAAGAGACAGAAUGGCCAUUUAAGAACAAAGGGGGUUGUUGGGCAGUGGUGGUAUAUACCUUUAAUUCCAGCACUCUGGAGGCGGAGGCAGGCAGAUCUCUGUGAAUUCAAGGCCAACGUCAGCUACAGAGUGAGUUCCAGGACAGCCAGGGCUACACAGAGAAACCCUGCCUCAAACAAAAAACCAACCAAACAAUAAUAAAGGAGGUUUAUGGUCCCUCUCCAGUUGCUAGUAAGUAAAGUUCCUCUAUAAACUUUAAAGAAACAGGUACAGAAACUGGCUUCUCAGGAUUGUUCCUACUGUCUUUUUAAAGAAUAAUGUAACCAUGAUAAUGUUCAUUCAACAUACUGUUAGGGUUAACUGUGUAAGCUAUAUCCAUAAUAUAAUGUUCAUAGAUCAGGGAUUAGUAAAAUGGCUCAAUGGAUAAAAGCUCUGAUUUUAAGCUUGACAACCUGAGUUCAAUCCCUGGAAUGGUGGAAGAAAAAACAAACAAACAAACAACAACAACAAAAAAACAGCUCCCCAAGUUGUCUUCUGACUUAUAUGUAUACACACACACACACACACACACACACACAUAAACACACACAAUGACACAUGUCCACCACAUCAGACAAACUUAAUGUAACAAAAAAAUUUAAACAUAAGAAUUCUCACAAUAAUUGGCCUUUUAGAUGAGGCCUAUAAUUCCAGCCUUUUGUUGGAUCAACGAGUCUUAAGGAAUUGUUUUCAGACUGAAAGUGAAUCAAAACUUCUUCAUAAAUCUGUUUGAAACUGCAUUCAUUAAACUAACCCCCGAAGCAGAUGAUUACUUUUGCUUAUUUAAUCUCACAAAAUUAGUGUUUGGAGUAAAAGAGAUAUCAAAACAAUCAAGGCAAAAGAGUCAUUAGUUGGAAGGAUUUAAGGGGAAAAAGUGUAAAUUUCAUGUGGAAAAGGGAGGGUAGGAUAGAGUUUCCAAGAGCCUGGAAGAAAGUGAGUUGUUACUUUGAGGAUAAACCCAUUGGCUUAGAAAGCAUUUGGCUUAGAAAUGUUGGACAGUGUAGUGAUGACAACAGAAUGCAAGAGAUUAAAUUUGAGAUGUUUCUUCAAGGCCAAAUCCAAACUCCUUCAACGCCCAGCAAAGAAAUUCCUUUCUUGUUAACUCUUAAUUUUCUCUGUGCUGCUGAGUCCUGUCAUCUUGAUGUUUCAAAACAAUCAUGUACUACUAAUUGUUGUGUCCCUCCUCCUUUAUGCUUCUUUCAAAUCUUACUCCUUCCUGAUGCGGUAUCUUAAGAAACUCUGACACAGUUUCUAUUAGAGACUUAGCCAGUAUACAGAGCUUAGUUCGCAGUGAGCCAGAGUUUCAAACUGCUGUUCUUUCUCACAAUGCAAGAAUGACAAGGCAUUAGAACAUCACAUAAAAGGCUUGCAGGUACUUUCAUAUUUCUGUCUGGGCUGUUACUUGAGAGAUAUGAGGGUUAAAAAUCACUGUUCUCAUAAGCAAAAAAGAAAAAUGAAGAAGAAAAGAGAGAGAGAAAAAGGAAGGAAGGAAGGAAAGAAAGAAAAGAAAGAGAAAGAAAGAAAGAAAGAAAGAAAGAAAGAAAGAAAGAAAGAGAGAGAAAGAAAAGAAAGAAAGAAAGAAAGAAAGAAAGAAAGAAAGAAAGAAAGAAAGAAAGAAAGAAAGAAAGAAAGAAAGAAAGAGAAAGCAAAGAUUUAGAGAAAGCAGCCUUUGGCAACUGCUGACUGAUCUGGGGUAGAAGCUGCUGUAGGUUGUGAGGUUGCCCCUAGGCAUGCCUGUAGCCUCCAUUCCUAGAAGCUAACAGCUUUCUUUUCCUUCUACAAGUGGCAACCAAGUUCUGGGUUGAAAGUGAAUCCUUGCCCUUGGCUACUCUCCAGCAUUCCUCCCUGAGCGAAUGGGGAUUUGGAAUGUCAGAAAAUAGAAGAGGGGAGGGGAAAGAUGUGCGUAUGACUCUGAGUGUUUAGAGCAAAGGCAGCUUGUCUGGAAGGACUUAGGAAAGCUUUGCUUCCUCAGACUGCUGCUUCCUUCUCAUAAACUCUUGGUUCCUUCUUUGUGUUUUAGUUGUUUAACCUGAGUUUAGCACAGCAGUUCAGACCCACACAGUGCAAUAGAAUCAGGCUGAGGGAGACAGGACACUUCUGGAGGACUUGUGUGUCUUCCUUCUGGAUAAAGUGGUAGUACUUGUCCCCAGACUCAUCUGCAGCAAGAUCCAGAACCGUCAUUCCUCUGGGAUUUAAUCUGGAGUCAUCGGGAGCCCAGAUUCGGGUUUUAUUCUCAAGCCAGCCUGAGUAAGAAGUGACCUUUGGACAGAAUCAAGGAUUCAGCCUAGGCAUGAAAGGUGAUGUUUGACACAUGCCUUCUACUGUUCAUGCUUGUGAUUGAAGCUGCCCUGGAAUAUUGAUGGGAUACAACUCUCACACUUUGUAACUGUGGACUGCUUCAGAGCUCAAGACUGUAAUCUGCAAGGCGGCUUUUAUCCUUUAUUUAGUUCUCUCCAAAGUCAUCUUGUACCAGCGCAAAAGGAGAAAUUCUGUAAGACUAAUCUACCGGGACAGUUCCCAGUUCUGUGUGAAGAAUCCAGAAGUUGAGUGUCUGUCUAAAUCCCUGGGAACCAUGUCCUCUUUAUAUACACGAAGUAAGGAGUUCACACGGAAUAGGAAAUCACAGUCUGAUUCUCCCCCAGCAUCUCCCUCUCCAACUGCCAAGACACUCCGACAUGAAAGACUUUCUAGGUUGGAGUCAGGAGGCAGUAACCCAGCAAGCAGUGAUUCUUACAGUGACCGCGCCUCAGCAAGAGCCCGUCGGGAGGCCAGGGAGGCUCGUCUAGCCAGCCUGACCAGCAGGGUAGAAGAGGACAGCAACAAGGAUUAUAAAAAACUCUACGAGAGUGCCCUUACUGAAAACCAAAAACUGAAGACAAAACUUCAGGAGGCCCAACUAGAACUUGCUGAUAUAAAAUCCAAGCUUGAGAAAAUGGCCCAGCAGAAACAAGAGAAGACCUCUGACCGGUCCUCGGUGCUGGAGAUGGAGAAACGGGAGAGACGAGCCUUGGAGCGGAAAAUGUCAGAAAUGGAAGAAGAGAUGAAGGUGUUAACAGAACUGAAAUCUGACAAUCAGAGGCUGAAAGAUGAAAAUGGUGCCCUCAUCAGAGUCAUCAGCAAACUGUCCAAAUAGAUGAGGUCAGAUGUGGGAGGAGGGGCGAGCAUUUGCUGCCCACCCUUCGUUUCCAGCUAUGGUCUUCCUGCCAAAAGAAGCAAGUGUCUUGGAAGAAGGGCAUCUCCCCCUGAACCUCAUCAGUCACCUCCUCUGCACUGUACAUUUUCUCUGCACUCUCAAUGCCCAGUUUCCCCUGCACCUCUAUCCCAAGUUUUACAACAGUUUUUCCUGAAGCAUGAUUGUGACCAUUUCAAGCAAUCUGGAGAAAGCCUUGUGGGGUACACCAAGCUCAGCUGUGGACCCCCAACUUUUGCUGCUUUGUCCACAUUGGUUUCGGUCCAGAUAUGUAAGGCUUUGAUUCAUAGCCUUUACACUGACCCACUGUCCUUUAAUAUAGGAGAGUCUUGUGGUGGCCACUCCAGGAUCCCAUCUGGGGUGCCAAGAGAAAGGGCAGAAUGUAGAGUUGCUCUUUGGACCUGCCUCUGGAGCAGACUGGUUUGUGUUAUGCACCUCUCAGGAACUGACUUGUUUUUACUUUUCUAUCAAUAACCUAGGAACAUCCCUGACUAGUCUUAACCUUAUUUCUCCCCUUCUAUAAGAUUUAGAUUGCCCUGGACUCUCUUGCUCCUUUUCUUUCUGUCCUUUUAUGAUUUCUCCUCCAGGCCUGAUGGCAUAAAAGCUGAAACAGAGCUCCUGACCUCAGUUGGGGUGUUUUGAAAAAUCAUCGCUCUGUUGCCUUGGUGCCAUGACCUCUCUCCCUGCAAAGCAAGACGAUGGCUUAAGGGUCAGCCUAUUGUUCACAUCUCCAACUUGUCUGCUUACAAAGUGGUUUUUCUGGAUUCUUCAAGUAGUAUAUAGUAGUACACACCUAUAAUCCCAGCACUUGAGUUGAGGCAGGAGGAUCAGGAGUUUGAGGCCAGCUACAUAGCAAGAAAAAGGGAAGUCUGGGUAUUGAAUAUUCCAGUUGUCCUUGCUUUAUUUUCUUUUCCACACAGGCACCUGCUCCUAAUGAGCAAGAAGGCCUGAGGGAGAGUGGGUGGAAGCUAGACUAGAGAAUGGAAGCAGGCUAGAGAGACAUGAGGAGAACAACUGAGGGCAAUUGGAACACUGUGUUUAUACUGUGAGGAUGGUAGUAACUUGCUUCCUAGUAGUCACAUUCAGGGUCUGAGAGACAUUCCCCUUUUUGGAAGCCAACAAGAGAAAUGACUGCUAGGUAGAGAUUGAGGAAGGUGACUCUUUAAGAGUGGCAAGGCCCACAGAUCAUGUGACCCAGCCCCCUUGUGUUGCAGGGGUCCUUCCCUGUUGCCACAGCUCUGACCUAUGGUCAGCUUCUGAUAGCUAUGCAUUAUUACUUGAGGCUUGGGCCCCUCUGAUAAGCAGUUUUUACUAAGAGAAGCUGGGAUCUGCUGCUUCCUGCCAAGACGGCAUGUUAGAUACAGGUGGAUGGUGGUCUCUCAUUCCCUCAUCCUUUCAUCCCUCCUCAGAUGUCAUGAUUUUGAUGCCUCUCACACCUUGACUACCAUCCUCUAGAGUCUAGACGAAACAUCCCUUUAGAUUAUCAUGCCUCGGCCUAUACAGAGUACUCACUAAUUUCAGCUCUUUAGUUCCUAUCUGAUCCAGUGCUGCUGGGUAUAAUGCGGUUUGGGGGGCAUUUUGUCCUUUGGUUCACAUUAAAGGACAGGUCCUUUAAUGCCUCAUUAUUUGGGGAUUGCCAUUGAUGUGGACCAUUCUAACACUACCUCUGUUAGUUUCUUUCAUAAGGACACCACUGUCCUUUUUGGUGGCCCUUGCAGACUUUGUGUGCUCUUAAACAGAAAUUAUAAUUCAGGGUCCCAGUUACAGAAUGGAAACCAUGUCCAUUCUGACACACUUUCAGCACAUACAAUAUUCUCUUUUCCAUUUCAACCCACUCUUCCAAGGAGUCUGGGUUGGGCUGCUCUAUUAUCGUGAAGCACUGAGCCCAGGUCUUAGGAAGUCUGAACCACAGUAAGAAGGGCCUGUUUUCUGCUAUAGGAAGUGUUCCCUUCUUGCUGGGAGACAUCAAUAGGGUGUCAGCCAACUGAUUCUUCUAGCUUGGCUUGGAUAUUGGGAAAGAGGAGAUUACUGCCUCAUUCUUAGAAAAAGCAAAUGGGAUUUUAGGAAGACAGUUUGAGGCUCCUCCAUUCAUAGUCUAGGUAAAGGUGUUGCCGAAUGCUAUGCCUUUGGGGCAAGUUCUCAAAACUCACAAACUGGCAUUACACCAGCUGCUGUAUGUGGCCUUCCAUGUUAAAAUGCCAUCUCUUGUUGGGAAGGUUACCUUGUGACAAGUUAUUUACAAGCUUCUCAGUCUCUGUAGUACUGGAACUUGUGGCUGAGAACCCAUCAGAGUACAAAGGACCCCGGGUCAUUCCAAGCACUUCCUUGUGGGCCACUAAUUUUAUUAGACAGAAACACUGAAUUUGGUCUCUUCCAGAAUUCUUCAAAAUCACAUCUACUGAAAGCCCCCAUGAAAGACAUAAGCCUUCUGAUAGCCAGCUGUCUGGGUGCUGUCUCCUUUUCCUGCAUUGCCUGGUUAAUUAUAUACCGUGGGUCUCUCCAGUGGCCACCAGCCUCACCUGCUAGCUUCCUUGUGAGUGAUCUUGCAGCCCCACUGCAGGCAGAUAGCCAUGCAAGACCCACACCAGUCUUCAUGGGAAACUAAGAUGGGAAUGAGAGUGUUCUCAUUCAAUUGACAGCUUUCAAUAGGCAAGCUACCUUUGGGAGUAAUGACUGGCCAUUCCAGAGCGUCUCUGGCUGGAGUUUGCCUGUUUGCUUCUCAGGGUCUUCUGAGCCUUUCCAGACAGUUCCUGGAGGUGCUGACUUCCAGCUCUAUCCCAGUCUCUAAGGGAAAGAUUGUGUACACUUAAGGGUGUUGCCUCAAAAGAAGCUGAAAAACAGAUCUGUCUUGGGUCCACUCAGUACACUGAAUUCUUAACUAACCUGUUCUCAUUUCCUAGAACCUCCUUGUGUCUACCCAACACUGGGACAUGUUCUCACCCUCACUCCCCCAACCCCUCACUUCUGCCCCAGGCCUCAGACCCCUAGAUGCAGGUAUGGUUCUAUGGGAUUUCUGGUGGCUUCCACUCAGGCAGUACAGGAACAGAGUCUGUAUACAGGUUCAUAUACAAAAGAGUAUAUGAACCAGAGAUGAAGGAACUCUCCAAGCCAUGCCCUUAGCUGGGACUCUGGUUUCUGACCCCCUUGCAGCCUUUCCUAGCAGAGACAGCUGUUUCCUCCCAGUGUCAACAUAACGUUAGGAGUAUGUUGUUAGGAGGUGGGCCACCAUGCCACCACCUGUUAGGGGGUGGGUCUUGGGGAGAGUUUUCAGCCUUUUGUGCACCUUGAAAGAGAAGCCUCAUUGGGCAUAUAGGCCAGCAGGGCAGUUAGUGACUGCCUUCACCCAGCAGGUGAGCCACAGCUUCCAUUGCAGCCUCACACUGACACUGUGCUGCAGGAGCCAAGCUGUCUUCCCUCAGGACCACUAGGCUCUAGUCCAUUGCUUACAAGCCUUUUCCGAGGUCGGCCCUGUCCAGAUCCAUGUCCAGUUAUAGCUACAUCUCAAUCUCCAUUCUCUUCUGAAGGUAGGUUCAAACUCUCAAACAACACAGGUUCCCUUGACCCAGGAAGUGAGGCAGCUAUGAGGGUGCACACAGUUAAGCCACAGGGAGUCAGGGCCAAAUUACUUAACCUUGGGCAAGAUGAUCUUUAAAAUCCCCUUGGCUUAACAUUCUGUGAUUUACUUAUUUUCAGAAAGAUGAGGACAUUUUUGACGCUUAGACUUCUGCUUCAAAAGUUGCUUAACUUCAAAUUAUCAAGAUCAGUCUUGCUUUCUUCCCAAAUUCAAGCUGUUUAAGAUCAGCAUCUCAAGGCUGAUCUCUCCCCCAUGUUAGAAAGUGAGUUUGACAUUGAGAGCUGUUGAAUAUUGUUGUGAUUGCUUUCCCUCCCGGUGGCUAGGUAAAAAUAUUACCAACCUGGAGAGGUGGAUAUUGGAGCUGGUAGGGCAUGGAUAGAGCAGGGUGUUGCAGGCAGCCAUUAGACACAGUGUGUCACUAGGAAAGCAACUGCUGCAUGUAGGUUUGCUCAGCCAUCUCACCCACAUGUGGCCAGUGCUGCUUCUCAGCACCCAAGCAGCAGGCUUACUACCCGUCUGCUGGCACCAGCUGGUUCCCAGUCUUGAACUCUGCCUUGAACAGCAAGAGAGUACUCUGCAGCGAAGCUCAUAGUUCAGUGGUUACUGCGGCUGAGCUCGGCCUCUGACACUGCUGCUGUUCAAUGUGCUCUUUCACAGCAGAAGCCAUGAAAGCAGGAGGUGUUUCAGACCCCAUGACCACAUAGACCACAGAGCAUAGAAUGGUGCCCAGCUCUGGCUGGACUCCUACAGUCAGGGCUUGGAUGUGAGGAAAGGGCCAAACCCUGGAAGUGGGUACCUGCAUGCUGUAGUGAGUGAAAGAUAGGAGUUCUGUGAAUGUGGAGCAGGAUGGAGAUCGCAAGCACUGGGAGGAAGGAAGCCAGGCUUCUGCACCUGGAAAUGUGUUUUUUCAUUAAGUUCAUCCCUUGGCUCCAGCUGAGCUAGAUUUUAAUCAGCUUCCCUAAUGGGUAUUGACACUGCUCGGAGCAGUCAACUCUGUCGGGGACAACUAUUGAUUGCUUGUGUUCUGAUUAGAUUGGAAAAAUAGAUCAACUUCAUUAUAGCCCAGGAACUGUCAUUGUCACAGCUACAGAGAAAUGAAGUGGUCUCUGAGGGCUGAGGAAAAACAGUUGGGCUCCCGAACCAGAAGUAGCUGAAACUUGUACCCAUGUCUCCUUGAGAGCUGUGGUUAAGUGUCACAGUUGCCCUGGAGUAUGCCUUGCAACCCAGAGCCUGGAUGGCCACUGUGGUGAGAUGGUAGAGGAGCCCAUGGCACUGAUGCAUGUUCUGACCUUACCUCAGCAGACAUGACAGUGUGAGAGUCUCUUCAAGCCUGGGAACACACAUACACACACCAGGCUGGAGCUUUCAAAAAGAGUCUGGCAUUUUGAUUAGAAAUGAGAACGCAGAAACCAGUUUUAUCCAAGUGGAGCUCUGUCUUUUUUGCUCUUCCUACACCCUUCCAGUUUCCCAAAGGACUUCUCACUCCCACUCAUUUGCUUAUCUUCCAGAUUGGGAAUCUGCCAGAACGACAUUUUGUUAUUUCACCUCUAAAUUUUCCCCUAAUGCUUCCAAUAAAAUUUUACUUGGGUGGCCCCUUAAGGUGUCAUCAAGAUGCUAGCUUGGGCCCUUCCAAAAUAAGCACACCCUCCCCCUUCCUUCCCUCUCAUCUCCCUCCAUACUCCUUAGGUGCCUGAGGGAAGAAGUUUUCCAUUAAUCAGCCAAGAGUCCUGUAGGAUUUUCAAACCCAACAGCAACUCAUCCCUCCCAACCUGCCCACCACCCAUAGCCAGUCCCUACCCACUUUUAAAGCUCCCUGGCUGUGCUAUCGGCCCUCAGAGAGCAGGUCUGGCUUAUAGGUCUAGAUGCUUCCUCUGUUGCAGGGCCCUGUCUGGCUCAUUCCAUCUUUUCUGAGGGCUGUGACUGAGGCCUAAGGCAGAAGUGUUUCCUCAGCACUGGCUGAACUAGUUUGUUUAGCUAGGGUCAGCCAAGCAGGAGAGAAGAUCCAGGAAAAGCUUGACUGUGAAGAUCAUAAGGGCCACUGAGGUACUCUUGAGCCCAGAACUGGGGAUCCUAAUAUGGAUCCUAAACAAGGGACACUCAGGCAGGAGCAGCUUGAUUGUCUCCAGAGCACAAGUGUCUGCUGUUCUCGGCCCUGCUCUCCUGAAACCUCAAGCAGAUCUCAGCUUAUCCUUGGCUGGGGAGACUAGGUGGAAGUGAUUGUAGGCACCAGAAGGCAGGCACAGGAAAAAGGAUUCUGAGAGGAUGCACCUCCAACGUGCGCUCCUUUUUAGUCAGCAUCCCUUGAGCCCUUGGCAGCUCGGGCCUCCUCCCAGCUGGUACCUUAAGGCAGAGCCAUGAUUUCCCUGAAGAGGGGAGUGAACUUUUUCCCUCCUUCGCUGGGGGAUGUGGCCAACUCCCAGUCAGUGGUUAAGAGCCCGGCUUUGGCUUCAUGGCUUUCUUCUAGUCAUGUGUCCUCUGCUCCAGUCUUGAUCACUACUUCAGUGCUAGCAUUUUAUAUUUCCUCUCUCCACCCUUCACCCACACUUAAUGCACCGAAUGGAACUGUUUUCCAGCUGAGUUGUGUGGAUUCACUUCAGUCAACUGUAAGUACACCUGGAGGAGGCUCCUGACGGAGGGGAAGCCAGCCUGGCUUUGUGAACUGAAUGUAUUUUUAUGCAAUUUUGAGUGGCCUUUCAACCCUGAGAUGGAUUUGUUUUACUGGUUGUUGUUAUAGAAUAUUAAGUAUUCUGUGUUUUGAAAGUUUGGGAAUAAUAUUCACAUCUAUAUGAUGCCUGUAAACACAACAGUAUUUAUAAACGAGGAAAUAAAAUUGUGUUUUAACUUUG